Messenger RNA from Penicillium pulvis, 981 nucleotides. RefSeq names its product OST3/OST6 family protein. Gene Ontology annotation, cellular component: oligosaccharyltransferase complex. Lineage: Eukaryota; Fungi; Ascomycota; Eurotiomycetes; Eurotiales; Aspergillaceae. The coding region runs from base 1 to 981 and encodes 326 amino acids. The record is from RefSeq and is a predicted model, not a curated record. The transcript has 4 exons.
AUGAAGCCCUGGACCACCCUUUGUUUGUUUCUUUCGGUCCUAUCCGGCGUGUUUGCCGCGAAGUCUACGCCCGAUAAAUUCCAAAAAUUCCAUUCGCUCUCUCGUUCCGGGCCUGUUGAUUUGGACAACGCCUCGUUCGAGGAUCUCACAACUGCUCCCCGCGAUUACUAUGCCGCAGUCAUUCUAACGGCUAUGGAUGCUCGCUACGGCUGUUUGAUGUGUCGGGAAUUUGAUGCGGAGUGGGAUCUGAUUUCUCGGAGCUGGAACAAAGGUUCCAAGCUUGAUGGCUUGAAGGUAGUCUUCGGUACUCUGGAUUUCGACAAGGGGAAAACAGUUUUUCAAAAGUAUAUGCUUCAAACUGCACCCGUCCUCCUCCUGUUUCCCCCAACCGUCGGACCGUUUGCCAAGGUGGAAGCGGAGCCAGUGAGAUUUGAUUUCACAGGUCCAAUCUCCGCCGAUCAACUGUAUUCAUGGAUCAACCGUCACCUACCCGAUGGACCUAAGCCCGCCUUGGUUCGGCCUGUCAACUAUAUGCGUAUCGUCUCUGGAAUCACCAUUUUAAUGGGCGCUGUGACCUUAUUUACGGUGCUAUAUCCUUACGUUCUGCCAAUUAUUCAGAACCGGAACCUCUGGGCCGCUGUCAGUCUGAUUGCUAUUCUUCUGUUCACCAGUGGCCAGAUGUUCAAUCACAUCCGAAAGGUACCUUAUGUCGCCGGGGAUGGCCGUGGUGGAAUCAGCUACUUUGCGGGAGGUUUCCAGAAUCAAUUCGGCAUGGAGACCCAGAUUGUGGCUGCUAUCUAUGCUAUCCUGUCAUUUGCAACCAUUGCGCUUGCGUUGAAGGUGCCUCGCAUGGAAGAUGUCAAGGGACAGCAAUUGGCGGUGUUGAUUUGGGGAGGCAUUCUCUUUGGGACAUACAGUCUGCUCCUCAGUGUGUUCAAGACCAAGAACGGAGGCUAUCCCUUCUAUCUUCCUCCAUUCUAA